CCUGCAGCUUUGAGUGUUGCCAUCAUGGCCAUGCAGCAAUUAAUCCAAAAUGAGUAACAGCUGAGUUGAUCUGCCUCUUACCUCUUAGAGUUUUCAAAUUGUAGGUCUGUGCUUCCUGUUCCAACAGGUUAGUCACACAUUGAUUCACCGUUGGUGCUACUGAAAAGAGCUUAACAAUGAGCCGUACAGAUUGUUUCAGGCUGUUUGUGCUUUGUCUUUGGCUGCUGGUCGGUGAUGUAAAUUGUGAGAAUGCCCAGAAAGGUUAUGUCCGACGUGUCGAGGCAGGACCGGCCCCAAUGGGUGUCCAAAAUGACAACCAAGACUACAAGAGCAGUGAAGCACCUUUUUAUAGAAUCUCUGCGGAUGGCCGUUAUCCUUAUCCUGUUAUUCCUGAACCACAAAAUAGCCAAGCUGUUCCAAAAAGCCAAUUCAACGAUUUUAAAUCUGGCUCCAGCUCCACCUCAGUUGCACAAGGACAAAGUGCAGUUCAGGUUCCAUCCCAUAUCUAUCGAGCCAGAACUCAACCUGUUCAGGCACACCGAGCUCCUGUAGGCGUUGGACCCAACAACAGAAAGGCCCUCUUCUAUCCACACAGCAGUACAGCGAGUCCAAAUAUUCAAGCUAUCAAAUCUAGUCUGAAGUCUCAGAAGAUAUACGUAAACCCCUCUGGACCCAACAUACGUGCCCUACACCCACAGGAGUCACCCCUCACACCCAGGUCUGAGGUGGGUGGAUAUCGCCCUGCUUAUGUUUUCCCCAACGGCUUUAAUCGUGACAGAACAGACUUGUUGCAGAAAGUUUUAAAACCCAUAGACAAGAAGAUGGAGUCCAUUGUGAAGGGACAUUCUCCUGGUGGCAAUUCAGCCGGAAAGGUUGACACACGGAUGUCUUAUCCAAUAUGGAGUCCCAGGGUGUAUAGCAGUGACGGGAUGUCUCAAGCAAGAGGAUACGCCCACGUCCGCCAUCUCAAGCCUGGUUGUGACAAAACACGGCCCCAAGCUAGUUCUGCUGCAAGUAUGAAGUUCUGGGGAACAGAUUUUACAUCUGCGAAACAGAAUCAAGGAAGUUCUAGCCGUCAUUCAACAGGAAGCUUUGGUCAUGGCGUCCUAGCAUUGAAUGAAAGGCGGCUAAAUCUUAAUCACAAUUCCAGAGGAAGAGAGCCCGGAAGCUGGCAUUCUUCGCCAUCAGAUAGAGCACAAAUUCCUGUUCAAGGCAAAUUCAAACCUUUCCAAAGACUUCCUAUGAAUGAUCUCCCUGCUCAGACCAAUUCAUCAGACAGUGAAACAGCUCCCACUCAGACAACCCUCCCCCCUAGUUUGAACUGCACAGGUAUUACUACUUCAGUUAAUGGAACGUUUAGCACCAAGACUGCUUUACCCACGCAGACCGAGGGCCAAGAUCCAGAGCUUGUACCUCAAGCGUCAAACCCCGAGGACCAGACUGAAAGUUCAGCAGAAGUUGGAACUUCCUUAAAACAAAACAACACCACAGUUUCCCCUCCAAAGCUACAACCAGCAGAAAAAGAGACAAGCUGAGAAGGUUGUCUCAUAUCCUCCAGAAACAAAUCUGUCUAAAGUUUAACUCGACCUCUGAGAUGCUGCUUGGGUAAAUGUGAAUAUCGGUGGCAAGUUGGCAACAUCAGCAAGAGAUCACAAAGGUGGCAGAUUAUGAACCACUUAUCUGUAUUUGCAGCUGCAUCCGUGAAAUGCAAGAAUGUAAAAUACCAAAGUUAUCAAGGUUAAAGUGGUGAAAUAACUGUUGCAUUAUGGAUGAUGGGUGAUAUUUUUAACCUACUCUGAGCUCUGCUGCCUGUUCAGAAAGGGUUUGACUUUGAAUAAAUGUUUUUCUCUUCAAAGACUGGCUUUGCUUUAGUAAAUCCCAAAUCAGUCUGAUCUAGUGUGGAGUAUAUUUUUAAAUUUACCAUUGUAAUUUACGUUCACCUUUUUGA
Dicentrarchus labrax (European seabass) is the source of this 1948-nucleotide messenger RNA. RefSeq lists its product as uncharacterized. NCBI's taxonomy places the organism in Eukaryota, Metazoa, Chordata, Actinopteri, Moronidae. The record is from RefSeq and is a predicted model, not a curated record. The transcript has 4 exons. Bases 177 to 1535 code for a protein of 452 amino acids.